Triticum aestivum (bread wheat) is the source of this 2284-nucleotide messenger RNA. RefSeq lists its product as uncharacterized. Bases 115 to 2058 code for a protein of 647 amino acids. The transcript is spliced from 4 exons. The record is from RefSeq and is a predicted model, not a curated record. NCBI's taxonomy places the organism in Eukaryota, Viridiplantae, Streptophyta, Magnoliopsida, Poales, Poaceae.
CGACUGCGAUGCGUGGAUGCCCUAGGUCUUCUCCUUCCGUCCUCCCCAACAUUACCGGCCGCCGCCGCCCUUCCCCAUCCUCUUCCGCCGGCGAGGAAAGCAACUCGCCUGACAAUGCACGGGAAGCGUGACCCCCUCAUCGGCGAUCGUUGUCUUUCCGUCCUCACAGAUGAGAAGCAGGAUAUAUGCGAUCUGCUCGGUUACAUCCAUGAUUUCUACAGGGAGGCGCUCGAUCGGCUUCCGUUGGGGGCGAUUCCCUCGCUGGCCCCGCGCCUCCUCAAGGCCGGCAUGCCCAUCGGCUUCCUCGACCCAGUCUCCAACAUCAUCGCCAACACCAUCGCCUACACCCCUUCACCGACGCCUGGAUCCGACAAGGAGGAAGAGGAGGAUGAGGCGCCGUCGUCGGAGUGGAUCCUCUCCAAGAUCAUCACCGACACUAACGACAUAUUCGUCUUCGAACUACCGCUUUCCCGGCACAAGUCUAUGACCCUCGCGCGGCUGUCGCUGGACGGUCUUGUCAGCUUCCUCACCUCCCACUACCGCUACCUCGUCAGCAGGGAAGCCAUGAGCUACUUGCUCCUGGCCAGGGCCGAUCUUCUCACCGCUGUGCGCCUCAUCGAGCGUGAUCGUAACAAGUGGUGCAACUCCUUCAGUAUUACCUCCCCUACAGCCAAGGUCGCCCUGGAAUGUGCCGCUGUGUCUGCCAGGCAUCCUGAACCAGACGUCCUGGUGAAAGCGUCGCUGACUAUGGCCUCUCGCCUGGCCGAUGUCACCGCCGUUCUUGCUGGACAAGGCCCUCUCUCGCCUGCAACUAUCAGGAGCAUUGCCAAGCUGCUCAGGAGAGGGCCUCCGAUUAUGGAUGAUCUCACCAACCUAUCACUGGAUCAUCUUUGUGGUAAGAAGAAGAGUAAGAAGAGAAAGAGAAGCGAGCAGACAGCAGAAACCAUAGAGGGGAGCAGGGCACAGAAAAAGCUUGGUCCUCAGUUGACAUUCAGAUUCACACUGGCUCUGAAGCUUUUGCUCCUCGGCAAGAUCCAUGGGCACUACUUGCAGGCACUUGCCAAGCUGCCUCGGGAUGGCUUGCGCAAGCUUCACCACUGCAGCCUCCUCAGGGGUGGAUAUUGCUAUGGCCCCAAGGAUCCUGUCUCCAAGAUUAUCCUCAACACCAUCUGUUACCAGGACGCCUAUAGGCAAGCAGCCGUUGUUUCAUGGCAUGAUGACCCUGAUGCGCUGGUGAAAUUUGCCACGUCUUCCUUGAACAUGGAGUCCGCCCAGUUGUUAACUAUAUUGCAGGGCACACUCACCAACGGCAGAGUUGAAUGCCUCACCAUGGCUCUGCCACAUCAAUAUCCACCUACCAAGUCCGAGGAGCAGGCUCAGCAAGUGACCCAGGCGACCUCAAACUCACAUGUCUUGAGCAAAAACCAGAAAAGGUUCAUUUCAGAGUUGCAGAAAAAAUUCAGGCGCGACCAAAACUUCUUUGUCAGAAAGGUCAAGGCGGCAUUGAGGCACUACUCCCAGCAAAAAGGGGUGCACUAUAAACUUCAUAUCAUCUGCGGUGUGAAUCCUAGUGUACCGGGCGGAUCAAGUGCUGCUCUUUUCAAGAAGAGGUUCCGAUUUGAGUACUUCCAUAUCAACUUCUUGGCAACAGCUAAGGGACCAAAUUCUGCUGUUGCAGCUCCAGAAUUGUUCUUCGCUCAAUGUAGCAAUAGUGUCGAAGAGAGGCGGAAGAGACCAUCCUGGUGCUCCCCUGUAUUAGAUUCUCGCAUAGAUAAUGUUCGAUGCUUCUCUUGUGAGUUUAAUGGGGCAAAGAUUGUGCAUCCAUAUGAUGAAUUAUAUUGGGGGCGCUACAAAGAUUUCAAUAUCAUAGCUCAGGGAAAACAUGGCACUCCGAAUGAUCUUCUCAUCAGCUCCUCCCAUUAUCAUUCUGACAUGAUGGCCACAAUGACAGAAGAUUUUAUCUAUUUUGAUCCCAACACGGACUCGGAGUUUGCAAAGAUGAAUCCUAUUUCUAAUGUGGCUAGGGAGUUGAAAGGAUUCAAGGGUAGAAUCUUCUGAUAUUAUCUGGCUUGUAUGAUUGAACAUACUCCCUCCGUUCGGUAUUACUUGUUGUGAAAAUGGAUGUAUCUAGACGUAUUUUAGUUCUAGAUACGUCCAUUUCUGAGACAAGUAAUUCCGGAGGGAGUAACAUAUUAGCUGUUAUAGAUGUGGAUUGGAACGUGGAAACAUAUACUCCUUCCGUUCCUAAAUAUAAGUCGUUUUAAACAUUUCAAAUGGACUACAA